AUGUCCACAAUCCUCGUUACAGGAGCCACUGGCAAACAAGGCGGCUCACUGAUCAAGAACCUUCUCAGCAAGAAUGCGCCCUUCCAGAUACUCGCUGUAACCCGCAAUAUCCAGUCCCCCGCCGCACAAAAGUUGUUACAACAGUCACCCAAGAUCAGACUUGUACAAGGCGAUCUUGAUCGCCCGGCAGAGAUCUUUGAACAAGCACGCGGUCUUACUAAAGAGCCGAUCUGGGGUGUUUUCAGUGUUCAGCUCGCAAUCGGCAACGGAUCGUCAGAAGAACCCCAAGGAAAAUCCCUCAUCGACGAAUCGAUCAAGCACGGCGUCAAGCAUUUCAUCUACAGCUCCGUCGAUCGAGGCGGCGCCAAAUCGUCCGAAAACCCAACUCAAAUCCCGCACUUCAUCCACAAACACAACAUCGAAAAACACCUGCUUGCCAAGUCCCCUGGAAAAAUGGGCUGGACAAUCCUCCGCCCUGUCGCCUUCUACGAAAACCUCACACCAGACUUCUUCGGCAAGAUCUUCGCAACAUCCUACAAUAUGGUCCUGAAGGGGGCCCCGCUGCAGAUGAUCGCCGUCAGCGACAUUGGCGCUGUCGCGGCUGAGGUCUUUAUGAAUGCGGAUGCGUACAAGGGACGCGCUAUCUCGCUGGCUGGUGAUGAGUUGACAUAUCCCCAGUUUAAGGAGAUCUUUGAGAAGAGGACCGGGCAGACGCUGCCUACUACUUUCAGACUGCUUCCUACUCUGUUUAUGGCUCUUGUUAAGGAUAUGGGGUAUAUGUUUCAGUGGUUCCAUGAUGAUGGAUUUGGGGUUGAUAUUGAGGAGGUGAAGAGGAUUCAUCCUGAUGUCAAGGACUUUGAGACUUGGUUGACUACUGAGAGUGAAUUUGUGAAGAAGUAG
Penicillium nucicola is the source of this 900-nucleotide messenger RNA. RefSeq lists its product as uncharacterized. Lineage: Eukaryota; Fungi; Ascomycota; Eurotiomycetes; Eurotiales; Aspergillaceae. Bases 1 to 900 code for a protein of 299 amino acids. The record is from RefSeq and is a predicted model, not a curated record. The transcript is spliced from 2 exons.